Molecule: messenger RNA, 2026 nt
Organism: Pistacia vera
Lineage: Eukaryota; Viridiplantae; Streptophyta; Magnoliopsida; Sapindales; Anacardiaceae
Product: DEAD-box ATP-dependent RNA helicase 35
Exons: 3
Coding region: 147-1910 (587 amino acids)
Biological process (GO): mRNA splicing, via spliceosome
Cellular component (GO): spliceosomal complex
Molecular function (GO): RNA helicase activity; ATP binding; RNA binding
Source: RefSeq, a predicted model, not a curated record
CCGGAGUUAAAAAGCUAUAAAGUUCAUAAACCGACUCUGGACAAGAAUGAAAUAACACCGUCGCCCGCACAUUUGAGGCCUAGGUUUCCGCCCAUUUAGCGUUUCUUCUGAUUUUUCCGGCUGACUCGUCAACUGUGGGAAAUAAAAUGGAGGAAGAGGAUGAUUAUGUUGAAUAUGUCCCAGUGGCGAAGCGUAGAGCGAUGGAAGCUCAAAAAAUACUUCAGCGUAAGGGGAAAUCCUCGGAAUUGGAGGAAGAGCUUGAGAAAUCUAAACUUGCUGAAGUCAAGCCUAGCCUGCUUGUUAAAGCAUCCCAGCUUAAGCGUGAUCAACCCGAAAUCAGUCCCACGGAGCAGGCUGUGCAACAAGAGAAGGAGAUGAUUGAGCACUUGUCUGAUAGGAAAACGCUGAUGUCAGUUCGGGAAUUGGCCAAGGGAAUAACAUACACAGACCCUUUAUUGACAGGAUGGAAGCCGCCUUUGUUUAUUCGAAGAAUGUCAAAGAAGGCAUGUGAUUUAAUUCGAAAACAGUGGCAUAUUAUUGUUGAUGGCGAACAUAUUCCUCCACCGAUAAAGAAUUUCAAGGACAUGAGGUUUCCUGAGCCAAUUUUGAAGAAGUUGAAAGCAAAGGGGAUUGUGCAACCGACUCCAAUUCAGGUGCAGGGUCUUCCAGUUGUCUUGUCUGGUAGGGACAUGAUUGGGAUUGCUUUUACAGGUUCAGGCAAGACAUUGGUAUUUGUAUUGCCAAUGAUCAUGGUAGCACUGCAGGAGGAGAUGAUGAUGCCAAUUGUUCCAGGAGAAGGGCCGUUUUGUCUAAUUGUAUGCCCAUCCAGAGAGCUCGCAAGGCAGACAUAUGAGGUGGUAGAACAGUUUUUGAUGCCAAUGCAGGAGGCCGGCUAUCCAGAGUUGAGGGCAUUGCUUUGUAUUGGAGGAGUGGAUAUGCGGUCACAGCUGGAGAUUGUUAAGAGGGGUGUACACAUCGUUGUUGCAACUCCUGGGAGGUUGAAGGACAUGUUGGCAAAGAAGAAAAUGAAUCUGGAUAACUGUAGAUAUUUAACAUUGGACGAGGCAGAUAGGCUGGUGGAUCUGGGGUUUGAAGAUGAUAUAAGGGAAGUGUUUGACCACUUUAAAGCUCAAAGGCAAACCCUUUUAUUCUCCGCCACUAUGCCUACAAAAAUUCAGAACUUUGCCAAAAGUGCUCUGGUGAAGCCGGUUACUGUCAAUGUGGGAAGAGCUGGAGCAGCAAAUCUUGAUGUGAUUCAGGAAGUUGAGUAUGUGAAACAAGAGGCAAAGAUUGUAUACCUACUUGAAUGCCUACAGAAAACUCCACCUCCUGUUUUAAUAUUUUGUGAGAACAAGGCUGAUGUGGACGACAUUCAUGAAUAUCUCCUGGUGAAGGGAGUUGAGGCAGUGGCCGUUCAUGGAGGGAAAGAUCAGGAAGACAGAGAGUAUGCAAUUACAGCUUUUAAAUCAGGCAAGAAAGAUGUCUUGGUUGCAACUGAUGUUGCCUCAAAAGGGUUAGAUUUUCCUGAUAUUCAACAUGUCAUUAAUUAUGACAUGCCUGGAGAAAUAGAGAACUACGUUCACAGAAUUGGGCGAACUGGUAGAUGUGGUAAGACCGGAAUUGCAACAACAUUUAUAAACAAGAAUCAAAGUGAGACAACACUUCUUGAUCUUAAGCACCUAUUGCAAGAAGCAAAACAGAGGAUUCCUCCUGUAUUAGCUGAGCUAAAUGAUCCGAUGGAGGAUGUAGAAGCAAUUACAAAUGCAAGUGGCGUUAAGGGCUGUGCAUAUUGCGGUGGGCUUGGUCAUCGUAUCCGCGAUUGCCCCAAGUUAGAGCAUCAGAAAAGCAUGGCAAUUGCCAGCUCUCGAAGAGAUUAUUUUGGUUCUGGAGGUUAUCGAGGAGAAAUCUGAUAUACACUUUCCCUUUUAUCCAUGUCUUUCUACUUUGUAGCAAAUCUGUUAUUUGAGUCUUCUUGUACGUUCUGGUUUAAGUAGUUGAUAAAGAAGGAAGUUUUUUUUCAUUUUCA